AUGCCUUCGCUCACCCAGCCCCUCUCAAAAAAGAGAAGACACGACGACUUCGACGCAGAUCCCGAGUACCACAUAUUCCCGCAGGACCUCCAUCAUGACAUUUGCGCUCAGCGCCAUGGGCCACCGCCGAGGAAGAUCGUGUCGUUCUCAAGUCCGCGGACUAAGAAGUUGCGGAUGAUGGCGGAGCCGCAAGACAGCGAACAAGACGCACCAUACUCAGUCCACACGCUCCAGCAAACAAGCCCGAGACCAGCCCACAUGGCACCAUCCUCACGACACCACCACGCCAGGUCGCCAUCUGCCAACAAGCUAGGCCCAAGGACAACAAUCACCACGAAUCUCCUCGCGCCGUGCCACAUCUGCCACAGGAAACCCACGAAAAAGACCGACCUCGACUCGUAUGCCGACUGCCAGGGUUGUGGCGAGAGGACGUGCUACAUCUGUAUGCGGGAAUGCCUAGGAUGGACCACGACGCCUCGGGAGAGCCGCAGCCCCAGCGAAUAUCAUGGAGGGAAAGUGGACGAGGUGGUGGAGGUGCUGAUGCGGGACGAGGACAACAACGAGGAGCACGAGCAAGGCGGAGGAGGCACAGGGGGCGACCACCCGUUUAACAUGAAGCCGGAGGACUCACAGCCCGACUACGACAGUCUCCGGGUCGACUACAAGAGGAGGCAGGGGCCUUGGGCCAAAGAAGGCGGCAGGGGCCAUCGAGGCAGGAUAUGUAGCCGGUGCUGUGUCGAGGAGGGCAUGGAAGGCGAGGUCACCUGCCUGGGCUGUCUCGCGGCCUAG
Molecule: messenger RNA, 789 nt
Organism: Diaporthe batatas
Lineage: Eukaryota; Fungi; Ascomycota; Sordariomycetes; Diaporthales; Diaporthaceae
Exons: 2
Coding region: 1-789 (262 amino acids)
Source: RefSeq, a predicted model, not a curated record